AUGGGCGCCGAGGAGGACGCCGCCGCCCGCCGCGAGCGCCUCAAGGCCCUCCGCGCAGCCAAGGAGCUCCUCUCCACGCCCGACGGCGCCGCCCCCGCCCCCGGCCCCGCACCCGACGCGGACCAGCACUGCAUUAGGAAUGGUGAACAUGGGGCGACAGAAGAACAGGUGGACCAACCAGCAUUGCCAGGUGGUCCUGUGGAUGCACCCGAGGAUGCUUCCAAGGAGAACGUUAGCCCCACUAAGGAAUCUAAUGAGGUUGAAGACAAUGGGGAGGUACCACUGAAGUUCAGAAACUACCUUCCUCAUGAUGAGCGGCUCCGAGGUGGCAAGGUGGCUCCUCUGUCUCUUCCCAAGUUUGAAGAUCCGAUCGCUGCUGAUGCUGCUGAACCGAAGCAGCUGGAGAACCCCUUCGGGAACAUCGCCCCAAAGAACCCGAACUGGGACCUGAAACGAGAUGUGCAGAAGAGGAUCGACAAGCUGGAGAAGCGCACUCAGAAAGCUCUGGCGGAGAUUGCAUUGGAGCAGCAAAAGGAGAAAGAGGCGCUGGAGGAGGGAAGCGAUGCAGCUCAAGAGUGA
Triticum turgidum subsp. durum (durum wheat) is the source of this 579-nucleotide messenger RNA. NCBI's taxonomy places the organism in Eukaryota, Viridiplantae, Streptophyta, Magnoliopsida, Poales, Poaceae. The record is from the annotation of a GenBank genome assembly.